This is a messenger RNA of Arabidopsis arenosa, 321 nucleotides long. The record is from the annotation of a GenBank genome assembly. Lineage: Eukaryota; Viridiplantae; Streptophyta; Magnoliopsida; Brassicales; Brassicaceae.
CAUCUCUCAAAAAUCAAAUCAGGAAACACAAGCACUCUUAUAAACACACAUAUCAACCGACAACCAUGAACAACAACAAGAACAAGAACAUGAAGAUGAUGAGUUCCGCAAAAGAGAGUGGUAAUGGUACCACUAACAUUUUUAUUACAGAAACGAGGAACAAGAAGGUGGAGAGGAAGGCAUCUAUGGACGUGGACAAAUGCGCAGAAGCUUUCAUCACAAAGUUCAGAAAUCAGCUCCUUCUCCAGCGUCUCGAAUCCAUCGAAAGCAUGCUCUCCCGAGGCCCUUAACACUAUUUAUCAAUAUACACAUGUGUUCUUU